AUGGCUUUCCUCUUUCUGAUCCCGCUGGCGAUUCUAGGUAUUGCCAUCUUCAAGCUGCGGAAUGUCGGCCGACGGCCCAAGAACUAUCCUCCGGGACCUCCCACGUUACCACUGAUCGGAAAUUUGCACCAGAUUCCACCGACGCAAUCGCAUCACCAGUUCAAGAAAUGGGCCAAAGAGUAUGGCCCAGUUUACUCGCUCAUUCUCGGCACCAAGGUCAUGAUUGUGCUCUCGUCCGACCGAGCAGUCAAGGAUCUCUUGGACAAACGCAGCAACAUCUACUCCUCUCGCACCGAUCUCUACCUCGGAAAUGUAGUCAGCGGCAAUCUCCGCGUCGUCAUGAUGCAAUACGGCGAAACCUGGCGCAUGAUCCGGAAGAUAUUCCACCAAGUCCUACACAUCAAUGCCGCCAAGGGCUACGUACCAUACCAAGACCUCGAAAGCAAGCAGAUGCUAUCCGGAAGUUCGUAA
Molecule: messenger RNA, 471 nt
Organism: Colletotrichum lupini
Lineage: Eukaryota; Fungi; Ascomycota; Sordariomycetes; Glomerellales; Glomerellaceae
Product: cytochrome P450
Exons: 4
Coding region: 1-471 (156 amino acids)
Molecular function (GO): monooxygenase activity; oxidoreductase activity, acting on paired donors, with incorporation or reduction of molecular oxygen; iron ion binding
Source: RefSeq, a predicted model, not a curated record